ACUGCUGUGCACCGUGUCUCUUUUUGUCUCAGUGUGCUUUUGCAGCCCAAAAAGUUCAUCUUUCAUUACAAGAAUAUGCGCUGGGCAAGGGGCCGGCAUGAGACCUACCUCUGCUUCGUAGUGAAGAGGCGAGUGGGCCCAGACUCCAUGACCUUUGACUUUGGACACCUCCGCAAUCGCAGUGGCUGCCAUGUAGAGAUGCUGUUUCUGCGCUACCUGGGAGUCCUGUGCCCUGGUCUGUGGGGGUGUGGAGCUGCUGGAGAGAAGAGGCUCAGUUACUCCAUCACCUGGUUCUGCUCCUGGUCUCCCUGUGCCAACUGCUCCACCAGACUGGCCCAGUUACUCAGCCAGACGCCCAACCUCCGCCUCAGGAUCUUCGUCUCACGCCUUUACUUCUGUGACUUGGAAGACAGUAAAGAAAGAGAGGGCCUGAGAAUGCUGAAAAAAGCUGGAGUGCAGAUCACAGUCAUGACUUACAAAGACUACUUCUAUUGCUGGCAAACCUUUGUGGCUCGUAGGCUGAGCAGCUUCAAGGCCUGGGACGAGCUGCACCAAAACUCUGUUCGCCUCACCAGAAAACUUCACCGUAUCCUCGAGCCAUUUGAAACAGAAGAUUUCAGAGAUGCCUUCAAACUGCUCGGCCUGUGAAACAUACUUGACGUGACUUCCUGUUACCAUGUGACCAAGUCUACUGUCGUGUCUAUAGAGAAAACACAUGGUCCAUCACUACAACAACUAAACUGAGAUUGUUUGUUUACUGAGAAAAUUGUGGCAAGGCUUUUAACA
This is a messenger RNA of Hippoglossus stenolepis (Pacific halibut), 786 nucleotides long. It is a transcript of the gene aicda, whose product is annotated as activation-induced cytidine deaminase. The transcript has 4 exons. The annotation marks the transcript as partial. Lineage: Eukaryota; Metazoa; Chordata; Actinopteri; Pleuronectiformes; Pleuronectidae. Gene Ontology annotation, biological process: cytidine to uridine editing. The record is from RefSeq and is a predicted model, not a curated record. Gene Ontology annotation, molecular function: zinc ion binding; cytidine deaminase activity; RNA binding. Gene Ontology annotation, cellular component: cytoplasm; nucleus.